This is a messenger RNA of Dufourea novaeangliae, 2398 nucleotides long. Its product is annotated as calmodulin. Gene Ontology annotation, molecular function: calcium ion binding; enzyme regulator activity. The transcript is spliced from 4 exons. The record is from RefSeq and is a predicted model, not a curated record. Lineage: Eukaryota; Metazoa; Arthropoda; Insecta; Hymenoptera; Halictidae. Bases 212 to 661 code for a protein of 149 amino acids.
UACACCGAGAGAGAACGGUGGACUCCAUUGCUGUCCCGAGUGUGUUUCUCGUCGGCCGUGUCGUAUUGCGUGUCUGUCCGCGCUUUCGUGCACACGAGUUUUCAUUACCCCACGUUGCUCGGGUAAUUGUGAACAGUAUAUCCAUUUGUGUCCAGUGCCCAAGCGAUAUUUGAAAUCCUCGAGCUUACCCGAAACGUAAAAACGAGCCACAAUGGCUGAUCAACUCACAGAAGAACAGAUCGCAGAAUUCAAGGAAGCGUUUUCGCUAUUUGACAAAGAUGGAGAUGGUACCAUUACAACCAAAGAGUUGGGUACAGUUAUGCGAUCGCUAGGUCAAAACCCUACAGAAGCUGAGCUUCAGGAUAUGAUCAAUGAAGUUGAUGCAGAUGGUAAUGGCACAAUCGAUUUCCCGGAGUUCUUAACCAUGAUGGCUCGCAAAAUGAAGGACACUGACAGUGAGGAGGAAAUUAGGGAGGCCUUCAGAGUAUUUGAUAAGGAUGGAAAUGGUUUCAUAUCUGCAGCGGAACUCAGACAUGUUAUGACAAAUCUUGGCGAGAAACUAACCGACGAGGAAGUAGAUGAAAUGAUUCGGGAGGCUGACAUUGAUGGUGAUGGCCAAGUUAAUUAUGAAGAAUUCGUCACAAUGAUGACAUCAAAGUGAAUGCAACCUGUGUAAUGGAAAAACUUGCAACUCGGAGUGGUGUUGACGUACUAAAAUAAAUCAAGAAAGAAAGAAAAAAUAAUGUUAACAAAACGCGAAUCGACCAGAAAGUGAAAAAAUCUUGUAUCUGGACGCCAUGAUGUCUAUAAAAAUGCGAAAAAGUCUACGUCCAACACGCGUUAAUCAUCAUUAACGAUAAGUAAUACGGGCAAUUGUUUAAUUAAACAAAAAGUUAUACCACUAAAAAUCAUUAUCUUUAAAUACACAAAAUACUUAACCAUACCACAUACAUUUACACAACAUGAACAGAAAUAGUACAUAUUACAUGCGCAUAUAUACGGACACAACAGAGAAGUAUACAGACCACAUACAAUAUACACACAUACAGAAAAAGAUUUAUUUCCGUAUAAAAAGAGUAUAAUUAAAAAAUCGUUAGAUAUAUAUAUAUGUAUAAAAAAACAGACGCGCGCAUGUUUGUUGAUGAUAAAAGUAAAAUAAGUAUGUUCUCUUUACUUUCCUCUCUUUUUAGCCUUUUCCUGUUUCUUCUAUGCAAGCUCGUGCAAAAUUUCAUUAUGAAUUCUGCAGCUUUUGAAUGUGCUAAGAAAACAAAAAAGCAGAAAACUUUCUCUCGGUAAAGCAGGAAAGAGAGAGAGGAAAAGUACUGGAAGAAAGAAAAGAUAUUUACAGCUACUUGUAGUGCAGCAUGACUAAAAGUUCAUUAAUUUAUCGAUUGAGACACAACAAAAAAAAACUGAAGACUCAUUCUGUUUCGAUUCUCGAUCAGGGGAAUGUACUUACUCGAUAAAGCGUCAUUGAUAUAGCAUACGUCGUAGCGAAAAAUUUUUAUCAAUAACGUACAUGUUUAGCGUUUGUUUCGUUUCACCAAAGAAAAUUCGGAUCGGACAUCGUUUACCAGAGCUCGAAAAAAACAACAGUUUCGACCUUUGGCUUAUCGAUGACUCCGUACAUGCUGGAUUCCUUGUUGCGCCAUAAACGGUAUAAUUUAAUUCUUUUAAUAACUGAGAAAAAGUGUACGAGGAUAACGAUUUAAAAAAAAGAGAAAAAACGAAAAAUGAAGAAACCUCGAGAAACUCUAAUAGACGUAGCUUUACUCUCUCGGAUCUACGUUCUACGAAUCGAGUCCUAUCGAAGUCUCGACAUUCCUAGUGAUAAAUUUUCUCUAUGCUUUUUCGACUUCGUUAUAUGCCCUCAGUCUAUAUAUAUAUAUAUGCAUACAUAUAUAGAAAAACAUAUGAAACGCAUUAUAAACGCAGGAAAAAACAUACAAACACACACACACUCACACGAAACAUACAUUUCACCAAGUGCGUCGUUCUGUAAUCCAAUUUUCAUUCUAAUCUCUCGUUUGUAUCUUGUCUCCACUGGAAAAAAAGCCUUAAAGAAACGCGCGCGCGUUUACACGCAACGUCGACACCACUUUUGUUGAAAUAUUUAAAGAAAAAAAAAAUGAAACAACGGAGAAAUAAGGAUGAAGGAUUGAAAUGGCGUCAAGUCACAGUGAUCGGUGCAUUAUAUUUUCCUUCGCCCAGGGGUGCGUGCCAGUCGUCUCGUAAGCGGAGAAACUAGAACCGGAGAAACUGGUGUGAUUUUGUGCGAUUCGUACGAUAAUGUUACUUAAGAACUAAGAGUAAUGAACAGACACCGAACGGUGAAAACACAUGCGUGUGUCGUCGGUGGUUCAGUCAUAAUAUAUAUGUAAUAUAUAUUAUAUAUACA